GUAAAUCUCUUUUAAAACAUAUAGUCACAACUAAAUAAAGCGUCUGCUACGGUAGCAAGAAUACCACAACGUUAUUUUCGUUGGGAGGGUAGAAAUUUAGUAAAUCCAAGAUGGCAGCGUCCUUGUUCAGAAAACUAGCAGGGACGCUUGCAUCAAGUUAUGUUAGACCAAGCAUCCAAACCGUCUCAACAUGUCAGCUUCAGAAAUGUUUUAACAGAAGCCCUGGAUGUAUAUCUUUACCAGCACAGAGAGGUCUUACACAUUGGACACACCAAGCACAGCCAAAACUAUCAACUUCAAAAUCAGGUUCACUUCUUCAAACUUGUCAGCCAUUUGUGAAAAGUGUAAGGACAGCUGUUAGAUUCAGUAUCAGACGUGCUGCUCCAAAAACUGUCAAGUCAGUCCCGGGAAGGUUCUUUCGCCUACCCUGGGGAAUUUAUAUCCGGCCAAGAGCGGGUAGAAAGAAAAAACUUUGGAAAAAGCCAGAGUGGAUGAUAGAGAGGGGAAAAUAUCAUGUGUUUACUAACAAACAACAGUCGCGACUUUUGGACAAAAUGACAACUGGUUAUUGGAAGAAAAGGCGAUAUUAUGUUAAUGAUCCAUAUGCACCUUAUAUGAAACGGACAAAUAUGGGAUACACCCCACCAAAAUUCUUACCCUGAUUAUAGUUUAUAAAAAGGGGCUAAGAUAAACAAUGUAUAUGUUUAUGCAUGUACAUUGUAUAAUAACAUUGAUGUUAAUACGCUUAUGCAUGACUGUAUUAAUAUAUGUUCUCAUAUGGACUAAUAUUUGAGAAUUGUUGAUAAAAAUUUUUUGAUUUUAUUCAAUAGUGUUAUUAUGUAAGGUAUUAUUGGAACACUUUGUUUACUUGUAAAGAUAAACCUUAUUUGCCAGCAAAGAUUUAACUAAGAUAGGAACACUAUUUGAAUAGAGGUUUUAGCUAUUUUCUUUCAAUAAAGAUUAGCAGUGUUGUAGGUAAUUAUGAUUAAAGAAUAGAUAUUAUUCGAGUGGCUGAUAUGUGAGAGUCAAUAAAGAAAUAAACAAGUUUAAAUAUGUUUUAUUGGAUAAUAACUGUGUUAGUGUUGUUCACUUUUAUAACAUGUUGAGGUAACGCCAUUUAUGUUGAGGUAAUGCCAUUUGGAAGUUGAUUGAGUAACCUUUACUAAUCAAAAAAGAAAAUAAGCAAUAAUCAGUGAGA
This is a messenger RNA of Ruditapes philippinarum (Manila clam), 1198 nucleotides long. Its product is annotated as large ribosomal subunit protein bL35m-like. The transcript has 3 exons. The record is from RefSeq and is a predicted model, not a curated record. NCBI's taxonomy places the organism in Eukaryota, Metazoa, Mollusca, Bivalvia, Venerida, Veneridae. Gene Ontology annotation, molecular function: structural constituent of ribosome. Bases 111 to 662 code for a protein of 183 amino acids. Gene Ontology annotation, biological process: translation. Gene Ontology annotation, cellular component: ribosome; mitochondrion.